AUGACGAAUCCACUCAAAAAAUUUGUGAAUGAUGUACGGAAUAAUGCGGGGAGCCGCAAGAAGACUAAUACAGCUGACUCAAAAGAUUCAUCCCGGAGUGAUGAUGCUCCUAAAGAAGAAGAAAAGAAGCCGGAAGUCGAAGCAAAAGGUCCUCCCAAUCCACCUGAUUCCUCCAAGAUCCAAGGGUCGUCGUUAUAUGGUCUUGUUCUUCCUGAUGAGCAUUCAAAUAAGACUCUGUAUCUUCGUGACGCUUCCGGAGUUGAAAUCCAAGCAGGGCUUCGGAAAAUCCCCCUACCGCCGGCGACAAGAGCUGAGAUUGCACUUCCGAGACGCGGAGACGGAUCAACGAAGCCCAUUUCAGCCGGUGUCCAAUCUGGUCAAACUUCUUCUGCUGGGAAAUCCCCUAAAUUGACGCAAUCAGAUGCUUGCAAAGUUAUAAAACUUCCCCUUCGAUGCGGCAUUUGUGAUAAAGGAAAACGAAUAAAGGAUUUGGAACUAACUGCUGGAUGCCACCAUUGUUUCUGCCAUGAAUGUAUCAAGGUCUAUGCUACCAGUAAGGUCAGGGAUAAAGCUCAGAGGGCAAUUUUUGUCGAUGUGCGUUGCCCAGUAGAAGGGUGCGAGGAAAACUGGCAACCAAAAAUACUGAGGAAUUUUCUUGAUGACGAAGUCAGAAAAAUCUGGGAAAUCAAUCAUGAGUUCUGGAAUUCAGAAGAUGCUCAAGUCGCUGGUUCUGGUGAAUCUUCUAAUGUCUUGUCAGAAAAGGAUGCAGAGGAGAGCAGAAAAGUAGUUGGUGUCCUCCUUCGGUGUGCUACCGAUUUGGACAAAAAGUUUGACGCUAAGAACCCAACAGGGCAUCAAGAUGAUUAUCAGCAAUAUGGCGAUGAAGAAACCCAACGUAAAAUUAAGCUCGCCUUAGAAAGGAAUCGCUUUGGAAGUUCUUCUUCUCAAAGUGGUGGUGGUGCACCUUCUACUCAACGAUCCCCGGAUCAAAAAGAUGAUGAGCAGAAGACUGUUGCAGAGCAAUUGACUGGUGAGCAGAUGAGUGAGUUUGCUGAAGUUUUUAGCAUCGUCGACAAAGACAAGGAUGGUUUCAUCUCCGCAGAGGAACUGAGAACAGUGAUGAGAUCAAUUGGUCAGAAUCCCACUGAAGCUGAACUCCAAGACAUUUUCAAUAAGUUGGAUGCUGAUCAGAAUGGAAAAAUUGAUGAAGCUGAGUUCCUGAAAUGGAUGGAACGAGUCAUGAAGAUUACCCUCAAUGUGGAACAGCUUUUUGUAAGAGAUCUUGAGGAAUUUGAUAAGGAUCAAACUGGCUUCAUUUCCACUGACAAUUUCCGCCGUGUAGUGACCAGCUACCUUGGGGACCAGAUGACUGAUGAAGAUUUUGUUGGUAUGAUGAUUUCAGUUGAUCCAAAAAGUACUGGUCAAAUCAACUAUAAGGAGUAUGUGAAGAAGAUGUUUGGACGCCGGUAA
Molecule: messenger RNA, 1470 nt
Organism: Oldenlandia corymbosa var. corymbosa
Lineage: Eukaryota; Viridiplantae; Streptophyta; Magnoliopsida; Gentianales; Rubiaceae
Source: the annotation of a GenBank genome assembly